AUGCUCGAAGACGAGUACGAUUUGUUUAUAGAAAAUGCGAAAAAAGUUGCUGAAUUACAUGAACAAGGUUACGAUGUAAGACGCAUCGCGUUUCCAAUACUUUCUUUGAAAAAUUCGGUUUCAGGUGAGAGAAAUGGCUGCGGACCUCGUCAAACAGGCGAAUUCGAUCGAUCCGAGCACGAUUCCGUCCACUCUCGACGGCUGCAAUCCACUUCUCCUCAGCCAAAAAAUUGAGGUACACUUUUGAAGUGGAAUUUCGAAAAAAUAUUAAGUUUUCAGGAGAUUUCCCGGCGCGAAAGUCCGUCCGUUUCGCCAGUCGUUCGCCGUCGAACAGAUUCUCGAAUUUCAGAUAAUCUAAAUAUGAACACUAAUGAUAAUAAAGUAAGUGAAUAUAAAGCUGUCAAAUUUUUCUGAAAAACAAUGCUUGCAGCCUGCAUACGAAAUUUCUCCACCAGCCAAUUCUAACGAAAACACGUGCUCCCGCUUCCUUCUUCAUGUUUUUAUAGUCGUUCUCAUUCUUUGUGUCAUUUACUAUCUGCAAUUACCGCCGCCCUGUCCUGGUCCUGUCUGGUAA
Messenger RNA from Caenorhabditis sp. 36 PRJEB53466, 574 nucleotides. NCBI's taxonomy places the organism in Eukaryota, Metazoa, Nematoda, Chromadorea, Rhabditida, Rhabditidae. The record is from the annotation of a GenBank genome assembly.